AUGGCCAAAUCAAAAAAUCACACAAAUCACAACCAGAACAAGAAAGCCCACAAAAACGGCAUUCGCAAGCCCGCUUCGACUCGGUCGAGGUCCAUGAAGGGUGUUGACGCCAAGUUCCGUCGCAAUGCCAAAUACGCUGCCAUCGGCUCAUACAAGGCCCGCCUGGAAGCCAAGCAAGCUGCUGCUUCAUGA
Molecule: messenger RNA, 192 nt
Organism: Psilocybe cubensis
Lineage: Eukaryota; Fungi; Basidiomycota; Agaricomycetes; Agaricales; Agrocybaceae
Exons: 5
Coding region: 1-192 (63 amino acids)
Biological process (GO): cytoplasmic translation
Cellular component (GO): ribosome; cytosolic large ribosomal subunit
Molecular function (GO): structural constituent of ribosome
Source: RefSeq, a predicted model, not a curated record